GGCGCUCAGUCUGCUCGCUCGCAGGAGGAAUCAGCAGCAACAGCACAAGGACAAUGGACAGUGUUCACCGCGGAUCAUAACGGGCACCGGGCAGCUUCAACAAACUGGAAUACAAGGAGGUGAAUAUCAAACAGCUCCAGGAUGCUGCCCCCCUCAUUCCUGCUAACCUGCUAUUCACCACGGGGCAUUUGACUUACCAAACAUGAUGAAGACUGAGCCUCCGUCGGCCACGGGAGGCAACGGGGCCUCCGGUGGGAGCAGCGGGACCUCGAAUUUACGAAGUCCCUCUCCCCACCGCAACGCCUACGAGGCGGGUCUUGCGGCGCUGAAGAAGGCCACAGACCAUCUCAACAAUGCUGCCAAUGGAGGCGCCGACCCUGCCUCAAAACCUGCUCCCCUGCCCCGACCCCCCGGGAGGGGCCGUAAAUACGGCUCAAACGUUCAUCGCAUCAAGAACAUGUUCAUGCAGAUGCAGUCUCCUGGUGAUGAGGAGGACGGAGCCAAAAUGAUUGGUAAGGAUCAGGCGGUGAAACUGUCCCUGCCGAGGGUAUCCAGCCUCAAUGAGAACGUGGACCACAGCGCCCUGCUGAAACUUGGGGGCACAGUUUCUGAGAGGGUCAACCGUUUUGACUCUAAAGCUGGUAGGGAGGGCAGUGGCUCAUCUGUGGGUUUCUCCAAGCUCCAGGAGACCAGGAGGAUCUUUGAGCAGCGGACUCUGCAGGAGAAGCAAGCUGCCACUAAUCGCAUCUUGCUGAAGAAGGAGAGGGCAUCGGGCUUUCAAGGCAGCCGUCUGGAUGUUGUGGCUCGCUUUAAUGGGUCCACCGAAGCCCUGGACCGGCUAGAUGAUCCCCCCGUUCCCACUGCUCCUUCUGUUCCCUCUGCUGCACCUUUAGCCGGGGCGGGUGAGGCCGUCAGUCCCACUGUGAGCCAGCUCAGCGCCGCAUUUGAGAAGGGUGAACUGCAAAACAAUCUCUACCUCCCCCAGCGCCGCUCAGCCCCUGCCUUGGCACCAAAACCCAAGCCUCCACCCAGAGUGGAGGUUGCAGAGAGGAAGACAAAGGUGCUACCUCCAGGUAAGGAAGAAAAAGAGGAGGGAAAAGCAGGAGUUACUCAGGCAGCAGAGCUACCUGAGGAAAUGGGUUUCCUACAGAGGAGUGUAGGGGAACCGGUGACGAAUGAGGAGAAGGAUGGAUUUGGACACUCUGGGGACCAGCUGUCCAACUCCUCCUAUUCUUCAUCAUCCUCAGUGACUGUCACGUCUUCCUCUUCCUCAUCGGAGGCCAAACCAGAGGCAGAUGCCCAGCUGGCAGCGACUGAAGCCAAGGGCUCAAGUACAAUGACAGCCCCUGAGCUGCAAACACAGUCCGGAGAUCAGGACAACACCACUGCUGGAUCUGAGGCCGGGGGCAGGCUGGUACAAGCUGAGGUUCAUGCCUCACUGGAAAAUGGAGAGAAAGCGCCUCCAUCUUCCUCUCCUUCAUCAGAGGAGAAAGAAGGGGACUCUGAGGAGCAGGCCAAGGAAGAGGAUGAGAAUGAUGAGGAUGGCUCAAGGAAGGAGGAUUAUUCGGAGGGAGACCUGAUAGAUAUAAGUGCAUACAGCGGGCUUGGGGAGGAAGACUCUGGGGGAAGCCAGCUGGAUGAUGAGGAAGACGAAGAUGAUGAGGAGGCAUAUCAGCCAGAGACCAGCUGCUCAGAAAUCCCAGGCCUUCCUGAGGAAGAGGAGCCUCCACCACCCAAUAGAAAGAUUUGCUUCAGCACUGAGCCAAUCAGGGUCUUCACCACCUAUUCUAAUGAAGACUACGACCGACGUAACGAUGAUGUUGACCCCAUGGCAGCCUCAGCUGAGUACGAGCUGGAGAAGAGGGUCGAGAAGUUGGACCUGUUUCCUGUCGAGCUGGAGAAAGACAGUGACGGCCUCGGUAUCAGUAUCAUUGGUAUGGGUGCAGGAGCUGAUAUGGGCCUGGAGAAACUGGGGAUCUUUGUUAAGACGGUCACUGAGGGUGGAGCUGCACAGAGAGACGGCAGGAUUCAGGUGAAUGACCUGAUAGUGGAGGUUGAUGGGACCAGCCUGGUUGGUGUUACUCAGAGCUUUGCUGCCUCUGUCCUCCGCAAUACCACCGGCAAAGUCAGGUUUGUGAUUGGCCGGGAGAAGCCGGGGGAACAGAGUGAAGUGGCUCAGCUGAUCCAGCAGACUCUAGAACAGGAGAGGUGGCAGAGAGAGAUGAUGGAGCAGAGAUACAAACAGUACAUGGAUGAAGAUGAAGAGACAGGUGAAUAUGCAACAGACGAGGAGGAGGAGAUGAGUCCGAUGUUUCCAAACUCUAUAGAGGUUUUCGAUCUGGCAGAGAACCAGGAAAUGCUGUCUCCUCUGGAGCUGGACCCAGAGAAACUAACCCACAAAUUCAAGGAGCUCCAGAUUAAGCAUGCAGUAACCCAGGCAGAGAUCCAGCUGCUAAAGAGGAAGCUGGCUCAUGCGGAGCAGGAUAAGUUGCGUUGGAGGAUGGAGCGUGCUCAGUUGGAGCAAAACAUCCGGGACAGUAAAGAGAGGAUGGAGAAGCUCGAGAGCUACUGGAUGGAGGCACAGUCCCUGUGUAAGGCUGUGGAUGAACAUUUGAAGGAAACUCAGGCUCAGUACCAAACCCUGGAGAGGAAAUACAGCAAAGCCAAGCGUCUGAUUAAAGAAUACCAGCAGAAGGAGAUCGAGUACCUGAAGAAAGAGACGGCUCAGCGUCGGGCACAAGAAGAGACCGAGGCAACACACAAAGAGGAGACCGACAACCUGCAGGAAAAGAUUACAGACUUGGAGACCAAAGUGGAUGCCUUGAAGACCCCCAAACCCUCCUAGACUGCUGCUACUUCCCACCUCCUGUCUGUGACUGAAAGAGGAGGAGCUCCGCCUUCAUCCCGAUGGGGGCGGGGCUGUAAUUUAUUCCAAUCAACCAUUCACUGCAACGGUAGCGGAGGGGAGGGGAAAAAUUAGAGUAAGUACAAGAAAGAGAGGAAAGAAGCAACCUCUCGUGUGACAUCUGCCAGUGGCUUAGUGCUCCGUCAGUCAGCAACAAUCCCAGAAUGCACCUCCUGUCAUAUCCAGAAUCCUCCUUAUGUGUCUUCCUGGCAACUGGCUUGGCAAUCAACACAGAAACCAUAUUCAACAACUCAUUUCGUGGAGCAUCUUACCCAGGUUCUAUUAAUAAUUCAUUAAAAAAAAAAAAGCGCUUUUAAUAACCAGGCUCGUCACAAAGUGCUUUAUAGAGUGACAGAGGGAAUGAAGCAGAACAAAACAGAACAAGCAAGAGGGGACAAAGGAUUGCUGUUCUAUAACUUUUGGACUACGUGAUUGUUGAAUCAUCCCUUUUAUCUCUUUUUUUUUUUUUUUGGAUCCUUAAGAAGAGGACGAGCGUGUUCUCCGUACUGUGGCAGUGCUCGUUUUAAUCUGGAACUACCAGGAGAAGUGGUAACCGUAUUUUUAGAGACACCAUGCCUGUUGAAACGUGGAACCUUGGUGGUAAUGCGCAACAAAACUCUGAAAAGCAAAUUUCCACCUUACCGCCAUUAGUAAAGUAAUAAAAACUAUGAAACAAAGAUGGGCUCCGAAUUUCUGAUCAAACCUGUGAGAUUACAGAUGCCCCCUGAGACCCCAGCUUUUUGCUUUCUCUUUUCUACCAUAAUCCUGCAAAGCGGUGGAAUAAGUAAAGGAAGGAGUGUGCAUUUCAGGUCUGAACUAUGUGGCGUAAUGUUUGUAUAUAUUCUAUACAUUUAUUUAAAAGUGUUUAAGUGGCUUAAGCAUUUAGGUGGAUCUGGAAUCUAAGAGUAAGGCUGUGCGAUCAGCGAAUGAUGGCGCCUUACUGUGGAGGGAACGGUUCGGUAGUCCUCAGUCUGUUUCAUCUCUUUUCUAUCGACAUCAAUGGCAAACAGGGUGUGAAUAGUCUAAUUUGUGCUUGUAGAGCUUCUAAUGGUGUAUAUCUGUUGGUGUUUACUAUAUAACCUGUGGGUUUACAUGCACACAAACCUGAUUUUCAGGUCAGUCACGCACUAUAUUCUUGCGUAUUGGAAAGGAUUCCUUUCUGGAUUCAGAAAGCUUCUCUUAGCUCGCGCCACGCAUAUUGAAACAUCUGUUUAGCAAACAUCUCUUAGAGGCAGGGUUGGGCUGUAGAUAGAAACUGACUGGCCGACUUGUUAAAAUCGUAGGUGCCAAACUAAACUAAGAUUAGAGAAGUCACAAAUGUAGAUUUACAUGUCCCAAAAGAAAUUGUAAGUCCAAUUAUUAAGGAAAGUUUUUGAUGGCAGUUAACUAUUACUAUUGCAGCCAAUGUCCACCCCUAAUAGUAAUGUCCCUUUAUUGCACAGUAAUACUGGAAUUAAGUUUUUGCAAACAAUUAUAUACCUGACUGUAACACUUAAAUCACCACUUUUUAUUAGUUCAUUAGUACAGGAGAGGAUUAGGACCACUGGGAACAAAAUUUUUUAUUAUUUUUACAGAAUUCUGAGGGGGAAAAGAGUCUGAUUUUAAUAUCAGAUUUUUUUUUUCCUGAACUGUGAAAAAAAGACUUUUUCUUAAAGUCCCAAGUUUAAUUUCAUAAUUCUGACUUUAAUUUCAAGAUUCUCAUGACCCAAAAAUAUUUUUUCAGUGGCCCUAAAUCCUCUUCUGUACACUAGCGAGUAUAAAAAUUAUCUGAAAACCGCCACUGAUAACCUUAUGUUGAAUUAAAAAUGACUCCGCUUUUUCUUGACUGACUUACAUGUUCAGAACAUAAACUGACUACAUUACUUGAAGAGAGCACAGUGAAACACGGGACAUUUGAAUUCUCUUUUAUUUUUGCGAACAUUAAAAAAAUAAUUUGAAAAUAUAACAGCUAAAAAUCACUUUCUGAAGUAAUUUUAAUGUCUGUAAAUGUAGUUAUCUUGGUUUGAACAUUAUAUAUUGACUAGUCAAAUGUCACUAGACCAAAAUUAUUUUGGGCCUCUCGGUUAGCUUAUUAGCCUGUAAGUUGGCGGUAAAAGUUUUUAGCUAUCAGUAUGCUAAUUUAGCUUCCCAAAAUCAAAAACUACAACCAUCAUGAAGCCUGCCGCUGUCCCCGGAUAGCUUAGCCAUUAAGAAGUGUUUGAGUAACAAGACCUUCACAAGGAUAUGAGCAACAGCGUUAUUCACAAAACUGUGUGCAUGUAAACACACUCCACAUAUCUUACAUUAGGAGAAAAGUAGAGGGUCCCAAUGCCAGUAUUAUACCUGUAGAAAAUGAAUUUAAGUUAGUGAUACAUGCCUGACAUAGUCCAAAUAUUGGUUGAAUUUAAAAGUGUUGUUAUAGCCAUUAAAGGUCAGGUGAUUCUUCAGGAAUUCAAUAACCAAUGUGUCAACGUCAUCGACUCAGAAUAUGAUUUUUUUUUUUCCUAAACUCAUCUUUGGUCAGAUCAGUGUUUUAAGAUUUACAGAGUUACGGUUAAGCUUGAUUUGCUGAGAUCAGAAUAAUUGGCUACGGAUUGAACCCGUCACACUGUGGUUACAGUACGCUCGAUAUGUUUCUAAAGAUAAUGUGAACAUUAUGAUGAGGACUGUUUAAUGUUCCAAAUAUGAGAUUUGAAUGUAUGUGAAUGGAAAAAAUGGCGCUCUGGACACGAGGAACAGGCAGAUUCUGUAUGUUGCUGCUGUCAUUCACCGCAGUAGUUGUUAUUAACCAGCUCACGUGUUAAUCAAGACAAUAGAGCUUGCUGGCAAGCUCUGAUUAGGUCACGUUACUUGAAAAUACCACAAGUGGAGUACAAUCCAGAGAUCUAAUUAGCCUACUUAAGCUUAACUCACAAUAAAUGGAGCCGUUUUUGUAGUUGACAAGUCAAAACCAACCUCUCUAGCUAUUCCCCAAAAAACAAAUUUUGUUUUAGCCACGCUAGCGCCCUGGGUCUGGGGAUGGUCUCUUUUUGAUCUAUGACUUUGUUCUUAUUAUCUUCAAACCCAUUGUACAGAUAUUCACAGCACUCAGAGGAAGUGUACCGAUUUAUAAUCAGGCGCCAGCAGCAGAUUAUAAAUUUAAAUUCAUCAAAUACUUAGGUUGCUAAUGACAGCAUGUUAACAUGUUGGAUUCAUUUUGCGAACAUGGCAAACCGUUAACCUGUUGGGGGGACUGCGAUCAUGUUCACAUGCCAGUGUUAGCAUUUCUCUCAAAGCACUGCUGUGCCUGAGUAUUACCUUACUGAGCUUAUAGCAUGGCUACAUUAAAAAAAAUAGUUUCUUUCAAACCCAAAAUAAUUUUGACAAAUCAUGACCACUCAGAUGAAGCUGCUCUGCUUGAAAAUGAAAUGCUGCACUUCCAAGCUUACCAAUUGCUAGGUAGAAGCAUGUUUUCUUGAGGUAUUUGCUUUAAAAAAAAAAGAAUAGGAAAAAAAAAAACGCCUGUUUUGCUUGGACCAAACUGCCCCUGCCUUCGGCCUCAGCCUGGCUUCGUUCUUCACACCCACUCAGUUGGAGCUGAUCUGAAUCUGUGCUCCACCUGUGACCUACAGUAUUUGCAUUAACAGAUAUCUAGUGAGACACGGGAGCAAAUUUUUCAUGUUUUUCUACACUUCUCUGUUCAAGAACUGUUGAGGGAUUUAGACGCAAACAGGAAUAUGAGGACAUUUAACCACCUGGCAAUUAUUUUUAUGUUUGUACAACUGUUUGGCUGAUGAACACGGAGGAACGACUCCAAACUCAGUGUAUGGUUGGGUUUUCUUUCUUUCUUUUGUUUUAAAGACACCAAGUAUUUGUUCCACACCUGCAGUAUGUUUUAAAGUGUUGUCUUAAUGGAUGGGAACAGGAGUGAAAGAGCAUUUUUAAAGGAAUGAAAAUCAGCCAUAAGCAACUCACUUGAGUAUUUUUUAUUUCUUAAGUAUUUUUUAUUACAGUUUCAUCUCUAUGUUGAAACAAUGUGAGCUGUACAAAAGCUGUCGCAUCACCAGUUAAAACCCUGGUCACUUUGGGUUUAAAAACGUCUAAACACAGGAAGUGAUCAGCUUGCCUUUUUAUGACCUAUAAGUUAACAUGCUGCUUUUUGCCUCUACAAAGCCUUCACGUGUUUGCUAACUGUAGCUGACUGUCAGUUGUUGUACCCAUCACGCCCGCCCAUCUUCGGUGUCUGCAUUGGAAAAACAAAAUGAGCCUGUCAUAGGUUUAAAGGAUGUGCCAGAGAUUACAGACAAACUGCCAUAAUACUGACUGAUUGUAGCUGUACGCCAUGUUACAGACUGUAGACACAUUGCCACAUUCUUAAUAUUUUAGGUAAGCUCAUUGUUUUCCCCCACUUCAUAUUUUUCCAACAGGCGGCCUCUGACGUUUAGAGGGUUCAGUGCCUUGCUUAAAGGUUAAGGAUAGUGCCUGUUGUCCAACCACUUUGUACAGUUCAAGGAGUCGUAACUGAUUGAUUGUUGUUUUUUUUUUUAAACAUUCACUUUUUCAGUGCAUGCCUCACUAAGCGAAUACAUAUCUAUCCAAAGGCAUGUCAGUGUGCCAGUGAGUGAAUGUAUUGCUGUUGUCACACACAUUUAGUACACCAGUGGGAAUGUUCACUGCAAGAAACUGCUCAUUGGGUCCUUCACAGCAUUCACUCAGGCUAGUCAAAAUUAUAAUAUUUGUUUGCAAAAGUCAGACACUUCGCCAGGGCUGCCCUUCAAAAUUCUAGAUGUAGCCGAGGGGCUUUAAAGGCUUUGGUGGCGUUGGGAUAAUUUCUUUGCUCUAUACGAAUGAUGUGGUCUUUUAGGCUUUAUCGACUGGUGACCUCUAGCUUACAAUGGUGUGAUUUGCAGCUGAGAUGAGAAUUGGCACCUCCAAAUCUGAUGGUUGUCAGCCGGAAAAGGGUGGAGUGCCCAAGGGGAGUACGGGUAUCUCCGGUUCUUGUUCACGACUGCGGAAGAGAGGAGCCAGAGAUUUUAGAGACGGGUCGGUGCAGGGUCUGCGGCAAUGCAGAUGAUGCACCAAAUUAUGCUUGCGAAGAGAGAGCUGAACGUGGAGGCAAAAUGCCAAUUUAACUGGUUGAUCAUUGCCCCCCACCCACCUGCCUAUGACCUCAGUCUGUGGCCAGUGACCUAAAGAAUGAGAUGGCAGAUACAAGCAUCAGAAAUGAGCUUCCUCUGAUGGGUGUCUAGUCUCCCCUUAGAGAUAGGGUGAGGAGCUUGGUCAUUUGGGAGGGGCUCUGAGUAGAUCCGCUGCUCCUUCACAUCAAAAAGAGCCAGUUGAGGUGGAUAGGGUAUCUGACCUAGAUGCCUCCAAGGUGAGGUGUUUCAGGCAUGUCCUGCUGGGAGGAGGCCCUGGGGCAGACCUGGGAUGCAUUGGAGAGAGUGCAUCUCUUGGGAUACUUCAGUGACCCUCCUGAAGGAGGUGGCUGAGAGAGGGAGGUCUAGGUAACUUUGCUUGAACUGCUGACUCUGCAGUUCAGAUCUGGUGAAGUCGUACAAAACGGACGGAUGGAUUUUUGCACACGUGCUUCCUAUUAUCCCUGCCUUUGAAUUGCCCUGCGUUGAUGAGCCUCAGAGUCCAAAUUGCACUGAAGUGCUAGGACCCAAAAGUCAAGAUGCUUCCGAUUUUGUUCACACAAUGACCGUUUUUGAUGCUCAAGGUGGGAAGCUUAAAAGCAUGUUUUGUCCUGUAAUCACUGGCACACUUUUUUUUUUGCACCCAGACUCUGUAGAACUAGAAGAACAGAUGCUUGUUAUGUGGAGCAGAUACAAUCUGGUGCGCACAUCACAUGUGUCACACAGCAACUUUUAAGAAACUGGAAUCAAACGUUGCAAAAAAGGUUUAAAAUUACAAGAAACAAAAGCGCUAUGAGAAUCUUUGUAAUGUGUUACAUUUUUUAUUUUUUUUUUUGUUGGAAUUUUCUCAUUUGCAUUCUUCUAAUAUGUUGCAAGAGCCAAAAUUCACCGCACUUUGGAGCAGUUCGGUCCGUUGCUUUCAAAGAUAUUAACCCUCGGCUUGAAAUUGGAGAGGGCUGUCAUGCGGUUUGAAAGGCAAACAGAGGUGCGGUGCCAAAUAAUACGAGCGGGACAAUCUGACAGUGUGUGAGCAGACCCCUGAGUGCCUCUCGGGUCUGAAACAAUUUCCUUCUCUGCCUGGUUCUGUUCUUCCGUUGAUGCCACCAUGUUUGUCUAAACCAAUACCUGUCUGUCAGCAUUAAUAAAGAUAAAAUAUGACAAAAAAA
Messenger RNA from Archocentrus centrarchus (flier cichlid), 9164 nucleotides. RefSeq names its product protein phosphatase 1, regulatory subunit 9Ba (gene ppp1r9ba). Gene Ontology annotation, biological process: actin filament organization; neuron projection development; calcium-mediated signaling. Gene Ontology annotation, cellular component: dendrite; cytoplasm; postsynaptic density. The transcript is spliced from 15 exons. Lineage: Eukaryota; Metazoa; Chordata; Actinopteri; Cichliformes; Cichlidae. Gene Ontology annotation, molecular function: actin filament binding. The coding region runs from base 203 to 2845 and encodes 880 amino acids. The record is from RefSeq and is a predicted model, not a curated record.